AGGUGAUGUUAUGUGAUCUCUAUUCAUUACAGGAAAGGCGACAUGCCACCAAACGCCGUAGGACUGCCGCACACGUUACCAAAGGUGCCUGUCCAUAGCGAUCUGCUAAAGGAGAACAACAUGGAGGACAAGUCAUCCAAGCAGACGGGUGUGCUCUUUGAGGGCGAUGUGGAGACAGCCGAUACUUUCCAGUUUAAGAAGGCCGAGAGCCGCCAGUUGCAGUGGGUCUGGCGUAAUAUUCUGCUGUUUGCAUAUGUGCAUUUCGCUGCCCUAUAUGGUGGCUACUUGAUGCUCACCCAGGCCAAGGCUGCCACCGUGCUGUUCGCUGCCGCUCUAUAUGUUUGUGGCAUGUUGGGCAUCACGGGUGGCGCACAUCGUCUCUGGGCCCAUCGUUCCUACAAGGCCAAGUGGCCGCUGCGCCUAAUAUUGAUCACCUUCAAUACGAUUGCCUUCCAAGACGCCGCCUAUCACUGGGCGCGCGAUCAUCGUGUGCACCACAAGUUCUCGGAGACGGAUGCCGAUCCGCAUAAUGCCACACGUGGCUUUUUCUUCUCGCAUGUUGGUUGGUUGCUCUGCAAGAAGCAUCCCGAUGUGGUGGCCAAGGGCAAAGGCCUGGACCUGUCCGACUUGCGUGCCGAUCGUAUUUUGAUGUUCCAAAGGAAGCACUACUAUGUCCUGAUGCCAUUGGCCUGCUUAAUUUUGCCAACUGUCAUACCAUUUUUCUUUUGGAAUGAAUCGCUGUUGUGCUCCUGGUUCGUGGCCACCAUGUUCCGUUGGUGUUUGCAGCUGAAUAUGACUUGGCUGGUCAACAGUGCAGCACACAAAUUUGGUGGUCGUCCCUAUGACAAAACCAUCAAUCCAUCGCAGAAUGCCGCGGUGUCGGCUGUCACCUUUGGCGAGGGCUGGCACAAUUAUCAUCAUGUCUUCCCCUGGGACUACAAAACUGCUGAAUGGGGCAACUACAACCUGAACAUGACUACAGCAUUUAUUGAUAUGUUUGCCAAGAUCGGUUGGGCCUAUGAUCUGAAAUCCGUCGCUCCGGACACCGUUGAGAGGCGUGUUAAGCGCACGGGCGACGGCACCCACGAGCUGUGGGGCUGGGGUGACAAGGAUCUCACCGCGGAGGAUGCCAAAGAUGUACUAUUUCUUGAUAAGAAGUCGGAGUGAGCUCCACAACUACUGUUCCCCCUAAUCAUUAACAGUUAACAAUUUAAUUGGCCAUUUAUAGAUGGUGUGUGAUAAUGUCAGUUAUUGAGCGAUUAUACUAAAUAUAAAUGAUUUUGUUUAUCAAA
This is a messenger RNA of Drosophila guanche, 1292 nucleotides long. Its product is annotated as acyl-CoA Delta(11) desaturase. Lineage: Eukaryota; Metazoa; Arthropoda; Insecta; Diptera; Drosophilidae. Bases 43 to 1167 code for a protein of 374 amino acids. The record is from RefSeq and is a predicted model, not a curated record. Gene Ontology annotation, biological process: unsaturated fatty acid biosynthetic process. The transcript has 4 exons. Gene Ontology annotation, cellular component: endoplasmic reticulum membrane. Gene Ontology annotation, molecular function: stearoyl-CoA 9-desaturase activity; iron ion binding.